Messenger RNA from Annulohypoxylon maeteangense, 1654 nucleotides. Its product is annotated as ATP-dependent rRNA helicase RRP3. Gene Ontology annotation, molecular function: ATP binding; nucleic acid binding; RNA helicase activity. The coding region runs from base 116 to 1543 and encodes 475 amino acids. Lineage: Eukaryota; Fungi; Ascomycota; Sordariomycetes; Xylariales; Hypoxylaceae. The record is from RefSeq and is a predicted model, not a curated record. The transcript is spliced from 3 exons.
AAAUUUAACACUUCGCAAUACAUCAACAAAUGCGAUCAAUACAACGAAGCUACUAUUAAGUGUUACACAAAGCACAAUACAAUCAAAUACAUGCAACACCAUAACUCUAUCCAAUAUGUCCACCUCUAAACGAAGAAAAACGUCGCCUAGUACCGAAGCCCCAGAGUCCCCAGAUGUCCCCGAGACCCACGAAGCUCAUGACGAGUCUCACGAUUCUGCGACACUCGAUGAAGGUUCAAUUGUCGAAGCUGCUCCGAAGACAUUCAAGGACUUAGGCAUUGUCGAUCCUCUAGUCGAAGCGUGCCACUCCUUAGGUUACAAACAUCCUACGCCAAUUCAAGCACAAUCAAUCCCUCUCGCUCUACAAAACAGAGAUCUUAUAGGUCUCGCCGAAACCGGCAGCGGAAAGACAGCUGCAUUUACCCUACCUAUACUACAAGCACUUCUCGAGAAGCCGUCAGCUUUCUUCGGUCUUAUACUCGCCCCAACUCGUGAGCUAGCUACACAAAUUGGCCAGGCUGUAGACGCCCUCGGUGCCUCCAUUUCAGUGAGAUGCGCCGUCAUCGUCGGUGGUUUGGACAUGGUCCCCCAGGCCAUCGCCUUGUCCAAGAAGCCACAUAUUGUUGUGGCUACCCCAGGACGUCUGCUAGACCAUCUCGAGAAAACGAAAGGCUUCAAAUUGUCAAACACCAAGUACUUGGUCAUCGAUGAGGCCGACAGACUGUUAGACAUGGACUUCGGUCCUAUACUUGACAAACUACUGAAAUUCCUCCCAAGGGAGAGACGGACAUUCCUCUUUAGCGCCACAAUGUCAUCAAAGGUCGAGAGCUUGCAGAGGGCAAGUUUGCGGGAUCCUCUGCGUGUCAGUAUCACCACCAACAGGUACCAGACUGUCUCAACCCUGAAGCAGUACUAUAUUUUCAUCCCGCAUAUGCAUAAGGACUCCUACUUGAUAUUCCUCGUAGCAAGCGAGUUCACUGGGCGAUCUACUAUCGUCUUCACACGAACGGUCUACGAAACCCAGAGAGUGGCAAUUCUAUUACGCUACCUAGGCUUUGGAGCAAUUCCUCUCCAUGGUCAAUUAUCGCAAUCCGCGCGUUUGGGCGCUUUAAACAAAUUCAAGUCUGGGUCUCGCGACAUUCUAGUUGCGACCGAUGUUGCCGCGCGAGGUUUGGAUAUACCUAAAGUUGACGUAGUCUUCAACUAUGAUUUGCCCCAAGACAGCAAGACAUAUGUACACAGAGUAGGGCGAACAGCACGUGCGGGCAAUGCCGGUCAAGCCAUCAGCUUAGUUACCCAGUACGAUAUUGAGAUAUAUCAACGCAUAGAAGCCGCGUUGGGCAAGAAGCUGGAUGAAUACGAAACCGACAAGGAAGAGGUGAUGGUAUUCAAAUCCCGCGUCGAGGAAGCCCAACGCCACUCGCGUACCGAGAUGAAAAACUUGAUGGAUGAUCGGGGUAACAAGGGUUCGGUUUUGAAAGGUCGACACGCAGGUAGGAACGCCAAGAGACGGCACGACGCCAUGGACGCCGAAGAAGGAUGAAGACAUUAUGAGGAUAUACGAAUAUCAACUUUGACAAACAGAGAGCAUAAGAAGGGGCGUUUUGAUUAGAUACCCAGCAGCUCAAAAGCUACCAAAUUUCCCUAACUGCAG